GUUCGUGACCUUAUUUUGACAGAUUCGUCAACUAUGUAGGAUAUCAUUCCAGUUAUCGUUCAACUUUUACCUUUUCUCAAUGGGUUCGUCACACUAUUGCGUUUGGGGCUCGUGCACCUCAUGGGAAAGUUGUUGUGGCAAUAAUGUUUGCUGCAACGACGUUGACUUCAAUUCUUUAUAUUUAACGGCUGCCAUUUUUGGAACAAUCAUCGUUAUGGCAUUGUGUUGUGCUUGUUUUUAUUGUAGCUCUCGACGAGUAUAUUCUCCAUUGUUAAAGAAGUAUUUAAAGAUUAGUUAUACUUUGUUGUCUACGCAGCAGGAAAAUAGAACGGGCCCUUCAACGAAUCAGGAUGCAACGAUGGAAGAUUGUAUUGUACAAAUAGAAAAAACAAAAACUGUACUUUAA
Messenger RNA from Habropoda laboriosa, 406 nucleotides. RefSeq lists its product as uncharacterized. The coding region runs from base 80 to 406 and encodes 108 amino acids. The transcript is spliced from 3 exons. NCBI's taxonomy places the organism in Eukaryota, Metazoa, Arthropoda, Insecta, Hymenoptera, Apidae. The record is from RefSeq and is a predicted model, not a curated record.